Vanderwaltozyma polyspora DSM 70294 is the source of this 777-nucleotide messenger RNA. It is a transcript of the gene MRX19, whose product is annotated as Mrx19p. Gene Ontology annotation, cellular component: mitochondrial inner membrane. Lineage: Eukaryota; Fungi; Ascomycota; Saccharomycetes; Saccharomycetales; Saccharomycetaceae. The transcript has a single exon. Gene Ontology annotation, biological process: potassium ion transport; proton transmembrane transport. The record is from RefSeq and is a predicted model, not a curated record. The coding region runs from base 1 to 777 and encodes 258 amino acids.
AUGAGUUUAAUCUGGAAACGAUACGUGAGUCGAGCAGAGUAUCUACGAGAUGGACAUAAGAUAAUAGUGAUACCGAUCAGCAAGGGACAUCAAUUUAUAUACUACCAUCAUCAACAAGAGCAUUUGGAUACGAGUAAGCUGAUUGUAAAAGCAGAUCAGUGGGUGAUUAGUAAAAGUGUUGGUCUUUGGAGGAGGUUAGCUGAUAGUAAUAGGUCUAUAAAUGUCAAGAUAGUCAAUUGGGUUGAGAAACUAUUGAAUCAACUUCCUUGGCAAGAAGAAAGUUUCAAGAGUGUCCCAGUAGAGGAGCAUAUAAUUAAAGAACCUGGGUAUCAAUAUGUUUUAUAUAUGUUGGAUAAGGAUAAAGAUGUGAAUGUAGGGGUAAAGGACAGGGUGAACGAGAUUAAAAAGAUGUGUGAAGAUGGUGUCAACUAUCAUCGUCGACAUGCUAUAUAUUGUGCUGUUGGGUUGCCGUUGACUUUACCAAUGGCAUUGUUGCCAGUGGUACCGAACGUUCCUGGAUUUUAUCUCUUGUAUAGAAUAUAUGCAAAUUAUAAAGCAUACCACGGAGCUCUACAUCUAAUGAAUAUACUGAAGGAUGAGAAGAGAUAUCGCAUUGAGAGAAUUGAUGAUGCCCCUAAGGGAAUAAUACCUGCCACAGAUGGAGAAAGUGAGACAAAUGGUAUAGAUCAAUUGGUAGAAUUUCUUGAGAUUCCGUCGUUGAAGCAUCCGUUGCAAAAGGCAAUUACGCAAGAGCUGGAUAGACCCAAGGGAGAAUAA